Gregarina niphandrodes is the source of this 2532-nucleotide messenger RNA. RefSeq lists its product as hypothetical. The record is from RefSeq and is a predicted model, not a curated record. NCBI's taxonomy places the organism in Eukaryota, Apicomplexa, Conoidasida, Eugregarinorida, Gregarinidae. Bases 1 to 2532 code for a protein of 843 amino acids. The transcript has a single exon.
AUGCAGCAGUUACAAGAGGAGGUAGAGGCGCUGAAGAGCGAACUCAGACGCUCAGACGACCUGUUGCUCGCGUCGUUGCGGGUGGACUUGUUCCGUAAGGCUCUCCAGUCUUGGAACCGUCAGAGGUCGUUUGCGCACUCCCGAGCGCUGGCAGGUUCCAAAGGACACGGUCCUUCCGGACACGGUCCCUCUGGACACGGUCCUUCCGGACACGGUCCCUCUGGACACGGUCCCCGUGGGCACGGUCCCUCUGGACACGGUCCCUCUGGACCGGGUCCCUCUGGACCGGGUCCCUCUGGACACGGCCCCUACGGUCGGGCAGUACCUGAUCGGAGGGAGACGUCCCAGACUGGAACGGAGGCGCACGAAGAACCGGUUCAAGAUGGUGUUCAAGGGACAAUAGCCAAGAUGACUGAUCAGACGGUUGAGGAGACGGGCGACAAGGUCGGCGAGAACGUGGGUUCCAAGAUCUCUGAGAACAUGGACCACACGGACAAGAUGGGCGACAAGGUGGGUGAUAAGGCCCGUGCGAAUAAUGAGCUGGAUCGUGUGACCUUUGGCAAGAUCAAGAUGGCAGUGUUGAGAGCCAUGGAUGAGCACGGCGAAGUGAUGGAAAUGCUGGAGGACCCGGGGCUAUGGGAAGGGUUGCGGUUGAACUGGUGGAGUUUGGUGCCGAAGGAUGAGGGAUUCCUGGAGGUUCAACAGGAGUUAUGUGUGCACCGACUGCUACAGGACAUGCGGGGACGUAGAAAAUCGACUGCUAAAGUAAGCAAGUCGGCUAAGGAUACGUCGGCGAAGGAUACGACGUCGAAGGAUACGACGUCGAAGGAUACGACGUCGAAGGAUACGACGUCGAAGGAUACGACGUCGGCGAAGGACACGACGUCGAAGGAUACGACGUCGAAGGACACGGCGGCGAAGAAUACGGCGGUGAAGGACACGGCGAGCAAAGCUGUUGGGGCCAAGACGACUGCCCGUGUUGCCGCUCCGACGGGCAAGUCGGGUGAGUAUAGACCGGGGAGAGAGGUCGUGCCUCAGGACGAGAACGAGGCGCCGUCGCAGGGGGUAACGGGGCCCUCCAAGGGCGCGGACAAUCGCCGAAGGAGCGUGCCGCAGAAGGAGGGAUCGAAUCGAGCUCUGGUCGGUCGACAGUCACGCCGCAAGAGACUGCGUGUCGAGAACAUCAGUGGCACUUACAAGGAAGAGACUGGCGAACUGGCCAAGCCUGAUGGCAAUAACUCCACAAUAGGUACGACCUCAGCCGGUCUGAACUCAACAGGCUUGAGUGUGCCGGCAAGCUCGACAUUAGUGGCAGGGUCGACAUUAGUGGCAGGCUCUGUUCUGACAGAUAUCGGUAGUAGUCGGGAGGUAACUGGAGACAGCGGAAUGGGCAAGAAGAAGUCCUCCAAGAAGCGGGCUACAAGACGUACGAAGAAGCCAGUCAUUUUGACGGCCCCUGCGGAGGUUACCCAUCUGGACCCGUCGAACGUAGCGGAGAAGAGAAAUGAGGAGAGAGCGGUGGAGGCAUCAAGCGUAGAGGCGGAGUCGGAGGAAAUGGCCGGGGAGGCAACGGGAGUUGUCGUCACGGCGGAAGAGAGAAGCGUCCAGGGGGUCGGAGUCGCGGAUCUGGACUCAUCUCCAAAGCCGGUGGCAACCUCUCUUCAGAACGCGCUUCAAGACGUAGACGAAACUUUGCUCUCGCAACCGGGCGACUCGACCAAAGUAAAGUCGCUGUCGGGGGAGUCGCCACGGGGGCGCUCACCAAAAGAGGACUCACCGAAAGGCCAGUCUCGUCUUAACGCCCCCCCUCGACCAGGAUCGGAAGCUUUGAGUAAUCAGAGCCCCAAGAAGACUAAAAGACGUAAGCCUAAGGACGAGUCCAAGGACGAACUCAAGGAGGAGGAACAGAGGGAGGAGCAGCAAGAAGGGACCAAGGACAAUGGCGAGUCAAAUCACGAGCCGAAUGGCGAAUCAAAUCACGAGCCGAAUGAUGAACCUCCGCAGGAGGGGUCCGACUCUGCUCGUAAGUCAGACUCUGCUCGUAAGUCCGACUCUGCUCGUAAGUCCAAGACGGGGUCGAAAGUUUCAGAAGUGGUUAUUAGUUCGAGACCUUCGGAGUUGACACCCGCGAAUCCCAGACUCGCUGGCCCAGCACCUGUCGAGCCAGCACGUGUUGAGACUGCACCUGUUGAUACAGCACCUGUUGAUGCAGCACCUUCUAAGCCGGCACCCGUUAAAUCAGCGUCUGUUGAGCCGGCACCCGUUGAGCCGGCACCCGUUGAGCCGGCACCCGUUGAGCCGGCACCCGUUGAGCCGGCACCCGUUGAGCCGGCACCCGCUGAGCCAACAGUUAUGGAGCCAACACAUGUGGAGCCGGCACCGGUUGAGCAAAGUGUGCCCGGGGAUUCCGUUCAUACUCCCCCUCGUCCAAACAGUAGGGGCUCUUCAGGUAGUGGAGAUGGUGGUUUGGAUGAUGCUCACGGAGAUCAGCGAGAAGUAAAGUCAUCGCCGGACGGCGAGCCUAGAAACUGA